AUGGUAGGGUUUUUUCCUGGGUUUCGUAUGCCAUACCAUGCUGUUAAUACCAUCGCAUCCCGAGUUUGGAGACAAUGUGGCUUGGAAAAUGUCUCAACAACUUCCAAUGGUUUCAUGAUUUUUCGGUUUACAACUGAAGCAGAGAUGCAUGCCGUUCUUGAGAAGGGACCUUGGAUGUUUGGUGGGAAAAACAUUGUGUUGCAACAAUGGCAUCCUAGGUUUCAGUUUGAUAAAAACAACAUCUCCACACUACCUGUUUGGGUUCGCCUGCAUGGUUUGCCGUUCCCUUUAUGGUCAAAGUCAGGAUUGAGCAUGGCUGCUAGUAUGGUUGGGAGGCCCCUCUCCUGUGAUGAAUCUACCUACACCUGCACCAGAUUGGACUAUGCCAGAGUAUGUGUCGAAGUCGAUGCUUCGCUCCCGUAUGUCCAUGAAUUUGAAAUUGAAAGCCCUUUAACAUUUGAGCCUAUUACAGUUAAGGUUGAUUAUGAAUGGAAACCAUCCAGGUGCGAAAAAUGCCACAUUUUUGGCCACUCUUGUCCCAUCCAACAACCUCCACAAUUGAACAAAGGUAAACUGCCUGUAACAGACACUAUUCCAUUACCCACCCCUGUCUUUGUUCAGCCACAGAUGCAGCCUUCCACCAGUGCUCUUCCAACACCAAUACCACCAAUACCACCAAAAGCUAUUUCUAGCCUUAGCCCAUCUCCCAUUCCUCCCCUAAUUGAUUCAUCUAUUCCACCCUUGCCUUCUGCCCCUACAGAAGCGGUCGUUGCACCACCAUCACUGUCUACUACCCAUGCAGAACCAGUAGUUGCACCACUAUCCCCUUCAAAUAUCCCUCCUCAGAAUAACCCUCAUUUGCCUUUGCCCACCUCAGAAGAAACUCUGCCCCUUGCUGUAGUUACCACAAACCUUAACACUCAGCACCAACCUGUUCUAGACACCACCACUUGUCUGGAAAGUAAGAUGGCUUCUUUACAAAGCCACAGUGAAUCAUCCUCUGCGAUGGAGACUUCCACUGCCGAAACUGCAUCUCUCCCCUUCAGUGAGAGUCAAGAUGAAUCUCCCAACCCUUCACCAAAAACAGUCCGGAAGAAAAAAGGUAGCUGGAAUAUUUGGGGACUCAACAAUCUCCAAACACAAAAAGCUGUCCAGGAAUGGACAACAAAAAACAAUUUAGAAAUCUUUGGUUUACUGGAAACUAAGAUAGCCUCCUCAAACCUAUCAGCUGUGACAUCCAAAUUGGGUCUCCCACACUGGCACUACACUUCCAACAUAGAUUACUCCACUAGUUGCCGUAUUCUAGUUGGAUGGAACCCCCACAAAAUUUCCCUCACUUGUGUCAAUGCUUCUUCUCAGUGGUUAACAUGUGAGAUCACAACCCAGAGCUUACUUGUCCCAUUAAGAAUCACAUUUAUUUAUGGCCAAAAUACUCCUGCUGCUCGAACACUCCUGUGGAACCACAUCUGUCAAGAGAGUUCUCUGACUGCUUGCAUUCCUUGGCUUGUCCUGAGGGAUUUCAAUGCAAUAUUGCAUGCUGGUGAUCGUUCAGGUGGGGAUAUCAACUGGUAUCAUCAUCAAAAUGACUUCAGCAAUUGUAUUCGCCAAGCGGAGCUCAUCCAAAUGCCUUACACAGGGCUAAAAUUUUCAUGGCAUAAUGGACAGCAAGGCGAGCACACAAUUCAGAAAAAAUUGGAUUGGAUAUUUGGUAACACUUGUUUGUUUUCUACCUUUCCUACAGCUCAUUCUAUUUUCAUGCCAAGGCUAAUCUCUGAUCACAGUGCCAUGCUAUUCCAUUUUACUAAUCCAACAUCAGUUAGGCCGCGUCAUUCUCCAUUCAAGUUUCUAAAUGCUUGGACUGACAGGGCAAACUUUAUGGAUCUUGUUAGCUCUUCAUGGAAUUCUCAGGUUAAUGGUAAUCCUAUGUACAAGUUUACAACCAAGCUUUGUAUUUUAAAGACUGCCCUCCGCAAUCUUCAUCAUCAACAUACAAACAAUAUUGCUAGUAAAGUGGCCCAAGCUAAAGUUACAUGGCAGGAUGCACAAUUACACUUGGAUAGCAACCCGACGUCCACUGAGGCUAAAGACAGAGAAAGGGCACAGGCCACUCUCUAUAUGCAACUUUGUAAGGAUGAGGAGUCCUUACUCAAACAGCGGUCCAGAAUUAAUUGGCUGCAGCUAGGUGAUCGCAAUACAAAGUUCUUCCAUAACUCCUUAUUGCACCGCCAAGUCAGAAACUGGAUUCAUAGUCUGCAGACCUCAACAGGUUCCAUCAUCACUGAUCAGCAGGAUAUGGGCAAGCUGGCAUCCUCCUACUAUGAGACUCUCUUAUCAGCACCUCAGCCUCCCCUCCCUGGGCCAAUUCAACAUUUAUAUUCUAACAUCAUCUCGGAGGAUUCAAGAUUGUCUUUAAAUCUUCCCAUCACGGAUGAGGACAUUAAGGCUGCACUGUUCUCCAUUCCUGACAAUAAAUCCCCUGGGCCUGAUGGCUAUAAUGCUUAUUUCUUCAAGCACUGUUGGAGCAUUAUUGGAACCGACUUUCUUGCAGCGGUAAGGUAUUUUUUCACCCAUAACUGUCUGCUUCGAUGUGUAAAUGCUACACGCAUAGCCCUGGUACCUAAAGUUGAGAAUCCAUCAUGCAUGAAUGACUUUCGGCCAAUCUCCUGUUGCACUGUUAUAUAUAAAUGUAUCUCCAAAGUCAUUGCAAUUAGGUUGAAAGCAGCACUUGCAGAGGUAAUAGGGCCAUCACAGUCAGCUUUUCUCCCAGGACGCAAUAUUUCAGACGCUAUUCUUCUUACUCAAGAGCUCAUGCACAAUGCUCAUCUCAACACAGGACCCUCUCGUUGUGCUCUCAAAAUUGACCUAAAAAAAGCUUUUGACACUGUGAGUUGGGACUUUGUAUUGGCAGGGCUAGAUGCCAUUGGCAUCCCUCAACAUAUGGUACAUUGGAUCCGACUCUGCAUCUCUACAGCACACUACUCAGUCAACCUUAAUGGGGAACUACAUGGUUUUUUUAAAGCUUCCAGGGGUAUUCGACAAGGAGAUCCCCUUUCCCCAUACCUUUUUGUUUUGGCAAUGGAAGGGCUGGAGGGACUCAUUAAACAAGCCACACAACAUGCGGAUUUCAAGUAUCAUUGGCGUUGUGCUGCAACUAAACUCACAUAUAUUUGUUUUGCAGAUGAUCUUAUGCUCUAUUGCCAUGCAGAUACUGCUUCGGUUUCUAUUUUGAAGUCCUGUUUGGACACUUUUUUUGCCAUCUCAGGCCUUACUAUUAAUCAAACAAAGAGCUCUCUCUUCCUGUCCGGUGUUGAUAGGGACACUCGAGCUAGCAUCAGCAAUCAGCUUGGCUUCCCACAAGGUGUGCUUCCAGUCAGAUAUUUAGGGGUUCCCCUAAUCUCUACACGGCUUAAACAUGCUGACUGCCUUCCCCUGCUAGAGCGCCUCACAUCCAGAAUCAAGCUUUGGACAUCCUCAUCAUUAACAUAUGCAGGACGCCUCCAGCUUAUUAAAUCAGUCUUGUUUUCCAUUCAAGUUUACUGGUCUUCAAUGUUCAUUCUUCCCUGCUCAAUCAUCAAGAAAAUUGAAAGUAUUUUCUCUGCCUUUCUAUGGAAAAGGGCAUCGUUGUCUCCUGUGGGUGCAAAGGUGGCUUGGCAAAGUAUUUGCUAUCCAUUAAGAGAAGGGGGCCUUGGAAUAAAGAAUUUAAAAACGUGGAACCAGGCAGCAACAUGGAAACAUAUCUGGCGGCUGCUAAUAGACAAGGAGUCUCUUUGGACAGUGUGGAUCCAUACAGUCCUUCUGCGUAACAGAUCUUUUUGGCAUAUCAAUAUUCCAUCUAAUGCUACAUGGUCAUGGAGGAAGAUUCUUCAAAGCAGGGAAAGUUGGCUCUCAUGGAAUUCAAAGGUUUCUCACAUUAUUCAUGAUGGUGGCUGGAACUUCCCUAAUAUUCCUGCCCUUCAACCAACAUGGAAUACCAUAACUUUCACCCCCCUUCUUGACCGCGAGGAUCAAUGUCUUUGUCGCUUACACCCUUCAGGCGCAUUCACAAUCAAAUCUGCAUGGGACUUCCUUCGGGCAAAAAAACAAGUCAACAACUUGUAUCAUCUUUUUUGGUUCAAAGGCCAUAUACUCAGACACUCAUUCAUCAUGUGGUUAGCUAGUAUUGGCCGGCUACGCACGAUGGACAGAUUAUAUGGGAGGGUAACCAGUACAACUUGCAUCCUGUGUGGUCUUCAUAUGGAAACUCAUGACCAUCUCUUCUUUGAAUGUUACUACACCAAUCUGGUUUGGAUGUCUAUUUGUCAUAAAGCCAACAUGCAUUGGCCUCGCCAACCAUGGACGCAGUUGCUUCAAUGGACAGCUUCUUACUACAAGCAGAGGAAUGAUAGUGAACACAUGAUAGCCCGCCUUCUGUUAUCCACCACGGUUUACUUCCUCUGGUUUGAAAGAAACAACCGUGUGUUCACAAACACUGCACAAACAUAUCAGACGACUGUGGAGACUAUUUUCCAGCAGAUUCGAACUCACAUUGCUCACAUGGAUAUUGCUUGCACCUUCCCAGCAAGGAUUCGAGCUAUUUGGAAUCUUCAACCUGACUAA
Molecule: messenger RNA, 4596 nt
Organism: Populus nigra (black poplar)
Lineage: Eukaryota; Viridiplantae; Streptophyta; Magnoliopsida; Malpighiales; Salicaceae
Exons: 3
Coding region: 1-4596 (1531 amino acids)
Source: RefSeq, a predicted model, not a curated record